Rhopilema esculentum is the source of this 1450-nucleotide messenger RNA. RefSeq lists its product as uncharacterized. The record is from RefSeq and is a predicted model, not a curated record. Lineage: Eukaryota; Metazoa; Cnidaria; Scyphozoa; Rhizostomeae; Rhizostomatidae. Gene Ontology annotation, biological process: G protein-coupled receptor signaling pathway. Gene Ontology annotation, molecular function: G protein-coupled receptor activity. Gene Ontology annotation, cellular component: plasma membrane.
UCAAGUGUGCAAAGCUAUGACUGCUUUCGUCAAUUGAAACAAUAAAAUCUAGUUGAAGGUCCUGGGUCAUCUUAGUUUCUGAGCACUUUUGGUACUGCCUUGAUUAAAAUAUGAGUUUAAUUUCUCAUUACAGGGUGAGGUUAUAGUAAAUGGAAUUCUUGUCAAUCUUGUCACUUGAAUGUAAUCCCAAAGAUAGUGCCUAACGCCGAUUCUAGAAUUGAAUUCUUUCAUAAUUGACGUGAUUUCUCUGGAAGGUGAUCAGCUACAAGCAGUCGCAGGAGCUGAGCAGCUUUUAUUGCUAGCUUUUGAAUUCUGGCAAAAUAUAUACAAAUAUUAAAGAAAAUGUUGGUUACAUUGCUGCAGAGUCGAUAGUCAAGUGAGUUCUUAUACAGUGGCGAUGACGAAUGACACGGGCAGUACUCUAUAUUGCAAUGAUGAAUUGGUUCUGCCUGAAAAGAUUACAAAAGAUUUUGUUCUCUCCAUUGGCUCUGCAUCGUAUUUUACAAUACCGAUUUCGGCUGUUGCCAUAAUUGGUAAUGGCUUCGUUAUUGCUGCAAUUAAGAAGGACAAGAGUCUCAAAUCAAAGCAAAACCUCUUAAUAGCAUUUCUUGCUUUUGCCGAUCUAUUAACAGGGAUAGUAUCGAUGCCACUGCAAGAAGCGUACGAUAUCUAUCUCAUCAAGCAAGGAUAUGUUCCAUGUAACUUAUCACUUGCAGCUGUUAUUACCAACUCUCUGCUCGCUGCUAUGUCGGCAGUUACAAUUGCAUUGAUGAGCUGCGACCGUUUCCUUGCGUUUUGCUAUGUGACCAAGUAUCGAGCCUGGUCAUUGAAGGGACUGUAUACAAUCAUCUAUAUAGCAUCUUGGCUCUUCAGUAUCGUUUUCAUUGUACUUUUCAUCCUUGUUCCUCAUUCUAAUGUCCUGCGAAUGAUUGGCACAAUUUUCAUUUCACUGGUGCUCUGCUUGAUUUGCCUGCUAAACAUAAUUCUGUUCAUGUCCUUAAAGGUAAACAUCAGAAUUAUGUCCCGUGUAAUGAUACAAGAUGCUGUCAACAAAAGAAGGAGGCUCUUACGGCAAUCAGCAAUCACUUUGGUCGUAAUAGUUUUGGUUUUUAUUCUUUGUUUUCUACCAAGAGCCGUGUUUCUUGCUGUUGCAUCAAGUAAAAAUCACAAGGCACAUCUCUGGACAUUGAAUGUACUCUACCUUAAUAGCGCAUUGAAUCCACUUAUCUAUGGCUUUCGCAGCCGAGCAAUAUUUGAUGCUAUUGCUAAAAUUCUACGAUUAUGUAAAUUAAGAUGAAAAUGAACAUUUCGUUGUAGAUAAGGAUCAUUUAAUACUUCCAAGAAAAAUGGCAAUUGUUUGAAGAUAGUCUCAAACUUUAGGAAACGAGGAUUAAAAAGUAGUUUGCAUGAGCCAAAGGACCUAAGAUUGAUUAUCUAUGAGUAGGUGCUU